Molecule: messenger RNA, 2305 nt
Organism: Dicentrarchus labrax (European seabass)
Lineage: Eukaryota; Metazoa; Chordata; Actinopteri; Moronidae
Gene: cunh12orf56
Product: chromosome unknown C12orf56 homolog
Exons: 14
Coding region: 230-2014 (594 amino acids)
Source: RefSeq, a predicted model, not a curated record
CGUGUGCACUGAUGGAGCGAGCCAGCGGCGGUUUACCUGUUCAGAGUGAACGAGAGCGGCACCGGAGCAGCAACCGGCACCGGAGCAGCAACCGGCACCUUCUCGGUACUUUCUUUAACCGACGUUAAGUUUUAAAGUAACGGAUGGACAGCCCGCAGCGGACCGGCUGCCUCGCGCCGGGGCGGAGGUCAACGUCUUAAAGACUUUACCAACCGCCGGUACCGACGUCAUGGCCCGGACCGGCUCCGGUACCCUCCUCUCCCGCCCAAACAUCAAACUGGACUCGUUCCUGAAGCGGAACACGGAGCGGACGGUGUACGAGCGGAUCCGAGCCUACGAGCCGUGCGUGGUGAUUUCAGAGACCGUUAAUAAGGUCUACAUGCACGUGGUGCUGAGCGACGAGCGCGUGUACCUGACGGAGUACCCGCCGCGCACGCUCACUACAGCCUGCUGCUUCAGGCGCGUGCGCGACAUCGAGCUGGUCAACGACCUCCCAGAUUUCCUCCGUGGGAAGGACCGGGAGCUCUGCCAGCACAUACGGAUCACCUACGUCACCGAAAAGCCUGCCAGGAAGGGCCGUCAUUGGCUGAGUAGAGACCAGAGGGCGGGACUUCCUCCUGCAGCCCCGCCCUCUCGCAGAACCAGCCUCUGCCCAACAGUAACGCACACCUUAGAAGGAUAUCCUGCACAGAGGACCCACAGUGAAAGGGGGACGGAGGAGGUUCACAUGUCAGCCCCCACACGUUCUGCCUCCUGUCCAGAUUCAGAGACCCUGGGCCUCCCGGGAGUCCUGCAACCUCCCAGCCAGCCUCCCUCCACCCCGCUCUCUCUCUACUCACCCACCAGCUCCCCCACCUCACCCCUGUCACCCUCGGAUCAAAGACUGAACAUCUCAGAGUCAGGCCAGCUGCCGAGGAGGAUCGGUUCAGUUCUGUCUCGCCUGUUGAGAAGAGACUGCGAGAGCGGCGGGGAGGAGAGGGAGGCCGAGCUGCACCUGUACGCCGUUUCACAUACGUCCAGACUUUACCUCCACCUACAGAGCUCAUGGAACAGUUUCAUUAUUAGGUCCACGCUGCUGUUGGAUCCGCUCUACAGAGGAAAGUGCAGAGCUUCGUCUGACUCUCCUCCUGUAAAUCAGCUUUCUGCCAUCAGCUGGGAGCGGACAGCUCACCUGUACGGUCAGCUGAGCUCUGAGCUCCUGCAGGAGGAGCUCAGUGUGGAGAGUCUGUACCUGCUGCUUCAGGAGCUGAGGACGGCGGCUCACCGUAACGUUGCACUGCGCAGACUCUUCUGGAAGUCCAGUGAGGUGUGUGUCUUCCUGGUUCAGACUCUGGAGGAAUCUCUCCACGGCUGUCAGAGCCUCAGUGGCGUUCACACAGCAGAUCAACUCCUACUGAGCUCUCUGAUCGUGCAGACACUCGCCAUCAUGUUCAGAGAGACGGAGGUGGAACCGGCCAGACUCAGCCUGCUCUCUGCCAAAAAAGGCGCCCUGGCCUCCAGAAUGCUGCUGGCCUUGAUCUGUGAUCCAGAGCUUCAAACCCAGAACCAGAGCUCUCUGACUGACUGUGAGGCCUUACUAGCUGAGUAUCUGGACGCUGCCGGCUCUCUGCUGUUCGAGCUGCUGCUGUUAGGCUACGAGGCCAGCAGAUGUUCCUCUGCUGACAACUUCCUGUCUGUUGGAUGGAUCCUCCGAGUCCUGCAGCCUCAUCCUCACCUGACGUCCUUCAUCGAUUACCAGGCUCAGCAGGUGGUGCUGGUUUUGUCGGACCUGCAGGAGUCGUUUCUGAGUCCGGCUCAGUCAGUUCUGCUCUUCCAGCGCUGUCGCCUCCUGCUGGCCUGCCUGCAGUACAACAACCAGCUGGCACAGCACCUCCGGUCCCACUUUAGAGAGGAGUUCAGGUACUUUGUGAAGCUGUCGUGUGCCGAGGAGAAGCUGCCGCCGCACUACCCGAUCAGCCAGCCCACUCUCCGGCUGAUGGAGCGGAUCUUGACUCUGCACGCUAACGCUCUGUGACAGCGUGUGCCUUUACUACAGUGAGUGACUUUGUGCUUUGAGCUGCAUGUUAUUGAACUGAGCAGUUAACUGCCACUGAUGAAACAAUCAUCCCGGCAGAACUAACAGCUUCCUACGUUGUAUAUUCUGAUUGUUAAAAACUGUACCUUUAACUCUGUGUGACACAGUGACAUGUAGAAGAACUAAAGCUAUAUAUAUAUAUAUAUAUAUAUAGUGCUAUAUAGUGCUAUAUAGUGCUUAUUCUAAUAUAUGUUAAUAAAACCGGUUCUCAGAAACAUUUUGUUGAAUGAA